Messenger RNA from Cottoperca gobio, 261 nucleotides. Its product is annotated as hepcidin-like. NCBI's taxonomy places the organism in Eukaryota, Metazoa, Chordata, Actinopteri, Perciformes, Bovichtidae. Gene Ontology annotation, biological process: defense response to bacterium; intracellular iron ion homeostasis. The record is from RefSeq and is a predicted model, not a curated record. Bases 1 to 261 code for a protein of 86 amino acids. Gene Ontology annotation, cellular component: extracellular region. The transcript has 3 exons.
AUGAAGACAUUCAGUGUUGCAGUUGCAGUGGCCGUCGUGCUCACCUUAAUCUGUAUCCAGGAGAGCUCUGCUGUCCCUGUCACUGAAGUGCAGGAGCUGGAGGAGCCAAUGAGCAAUGACAGUCCAGUUACUGAACAUGAGGAGACGUCAGUGGACUCAUGGAAGAUGCCGUACAACAACAGACAGAAGCGCGGUGUUAAGUGUAAAUUUUGCUGCGGCUGUUGCACCCCCGGCGUCUGCGGAUUGUGCUGCAGAUUCUGA